CGCGUCUUGCGAAUGGGAGGGCGACGCAUGCGCGGGCGGCGGUGGCCUUAAGGGCGGAGGCGGCUCCCGGUGUCCCAGUCGGCCUGUCAGCCGGCUUGAAGGCGCCUUCCGGCUCUCGUGCAGUGACGGCGGCCAUGGCAGCGGAGGAGGAGGAGGUGGACUCGGCGGACACCUGCGAGAGAUGCUCUAGGUCAGGAUGGCUGACUGGUUGGCUUCCCACGUGGUGCCCUACAUCUACAUCACACCUUAAAGAAGCUGAAGAGAAAAUUUUAAAAUGUGUCCCCUGCACAUACAAAAAAGAACCUGUUCGUAUAUCUAAUGGAAAUAAAAUAUGGACACUGAAGUUCUCUCCUAAUAUUUCAAAUAAGACUCCACUUGUCCUCCUCCAUGGUUUUGGAGGAGGUCUUGGACUCUGGGCACUGAAUUUUGGAGAUCUUUGCACGGAUAGACCUGUCUAUGCUUUUGACCUGUUGGGCUUUGGACGAAGUAGUAGGCCCAGGUUUGACAGUGAUGCAGAAGAAGUGGAGAAUCAGUUUGUGGAAUCUAUUGAAGAGUGGAGAUGUGCCCUAGGAUUGGACAAAAUGAUCUUGCUUGGACACAACUUGGGUGGGUUCUUGGCUGCUGCUUAUUCACUGAAGUACCCAUCACGGGUUAAUCAUCUCAUUUUAGUGGAGCCUUGGGGUUUCCCUGAGCGACCGGACCUUGCUGAUCAAGACAGACCAAUCCCAGUGUGGAUCAGAGCCUUGGGGGCAGCACUGACUCCCUUUAACCCUUUAGCUGGCCUCAGGAUUGCAGGGCCCUUUGGCUUAAGUCUAGUGCAGCGUUUAAGGCCUGAUUUCAAACGGAAGUAUUCGUCAAUGUUUGAGGAUGACACCGUGACAGAGUACAUCUACCACUGUAAUGUGCAGACUCCAAGUGGUGAGACAGCAUUCAAAAACAUGACUAUUCCUUAUGGAUGGGCAAAAAGGCCAAUGCUCCUGCGGAUUGGGAAAAUGCACCCUGACAUUCCAGUUUCAGUGAUCUAUGGCGCCCGAUCCUGCAUAGAUGGCAAUUCUGGCAACAGCAUCCAGUCUUUACGACCACACUCGUACGUGAGGACAAUAGCCAUUCUUGGGGCAGGGCAUUAUGUGUAUGCAGAUCAACCAGAAGACUUCAACCAGAAGGAGACAAGAAAGGCCAGACAAGUGACUAAUAGCUGGAGGGGGAACCUGAGAGAUGGGGGGAAGAUGGUGCCUCAGGAUGGAUGGUUGGGAGAAAGUGUUCAUCUUGACAGAAGGGGUGAUUGGCUGACCGAUGUGAAGGCUGGGAGUUCCAGUCACGUUUACCCCAUCAUGUGACACUGGACACUUGUGGAGACAGGUAUGGAGAGCUAAAUGACCGGGCCCAUUUUCUCCAUGGUAAGGUCAGACAUGUUAGUCAUAAUGACCAGGUGGGGGGAUAAGUGCCUUGUAAACAUGACUGCUGUGUUUGUCAUGUCGAUUAUGAGAUGCGUCUUAGUUUUUAUCUGUGAAUGGUUUAAAUUGGAAUGUAGGGCAAUGGAAACAAUGAAAUGUGGAGACCAGGGUGCCUGACACAAAUGACUGGUAUUUCACCUUCCCGUGCCAAGCAGCUUGCUCUCUGCCUGCUGAUUUGUGAAAACCCCAGCAGACCUUUAACAUGUAUCUAUCCAAGACUUGAAAAAGCUGCUCUCUGUGAAGUGGGGGGGCCCCAGAGUUAGGGGGUCUGGGGAGUCAAAGAUGGCGGAGGGAGGAGUCCUUGCGCUGACCUACAGGACACUGCGGACAGACUCUGUGUAGCCCUCUUCGAUAGCAAAAAGUUGUCAGUGAUGAUCGCAAGGGCGAAGCAUCUCCUCUCUGCUUCCGAGGGACCGCUCAGCUUCCUGUGGCCAGCACCGAAGACGGAGGCAGCCGACACAUCUUCCUUGGCAGCCAAGAGACACCUCACCCUUGGCGCAGCCUGUUUCGGCAAGACGGCGCCAGCUCUCAGAGAGUGCGGCUCACACUCGUGUGUCUGAGGCAAGGAGGCUGCUGGUUACCAUGCGGAGUUGAGGCCCUACAGCCGAGAGAGUCAGAUUCUACAGUCUGUGGGUAGGGCCUGGGAAUCUGCAUUUUCAACAGCCCCCCGCCCCCCCCACCCCAUCUCUUCAAUACAUCUGACAGAGAAAUGCCAAUUUUUCGUUUGAUUCAUCAGGCAGUUAAUUUGUUGGACUCAAAUUGCAAAUGCUAUGUCUUGGUGCAGCUGAGGUCUCAGCUGAAUUAUUUUAUCCUUAGCUGUAGUCUGCCAGAAAUUGGGGCAGAGGUUAUAUUCAGACUUCGAGGCACCCCUGUCUGGCUCUCUCCUUCCCAGGACUCUCCCCUCAUUUUGCAGUGGCUCUGCCUGCUCUGAACUCUGUCCUUGGGCGCUUGAAGCCAGAAGGACUCCUCGUUUUCCCCCAGAGUUCUGGGCCCCUCCCUACCUUGUUGCCCUGAGUUAUGGCCUUCUCGAAGGCUAAGAACUAUGAAAACGCUGUUCUCCACUCCCAGUAUCAAGUCCCUUCCUACAUCUGCUUGCUUUUGUUCAUUCUCCAGGGCUUUCAUGUGGCAUCUGCUUUAUACUCUCCUGUGGAUAGUUGCUGUCAGCAGGUGGGCUGGGCCCGGUGAGGACCUUCCCCAGCUGUCCGGGAAGCAGGACUCCUGUUUUCCAGUGUUCUUCUCAUAUAAGCUGGAGACUGGCCUAGGUGCAGGCUUGUUUUGCUGUAAGACGCACUCACAUGUUAUUUCUGUACUUCCUUUAUUUACCAUCAGCCUGUUGUGGCCACAUCUAGCAAUCUGUGGAUGUUUCACUGUACUAGGAAAAUGUAAAUAAGAAUUAGCCAAGGCAGGAAAAGGGGUGUGGUAUUUGCACUGCUUUUAGAGAAUGAGGCCCUACACUUAGCUGAGAUGAAAACCAAAUAUAGUUUGCAGUCAAUAUCCCUUCUGGAAACCACCAUUUCUGUCUCAUCUCUCUAAAGGUUCCCCCACCCCCCGCCCCAUCUAUCUUUAGGUUUGACUGGCCUCACAGGCCUUGCUUACCCUGCCUGCCAGUGGCUCCAGAAACUUGCAACACUUCCCUGGUGCGCUGUUACUGAGGCCUCUGCCCUCUCUGGAAUUUAUUUCUCAUAUUUAUGGUUGGAGCCGUGCUGGUUCAUUGUAACCUAAUAGCCCUAGUGCUGUAAAUUUUUACUAAGCCAACAAAAGCAAAAUGGUUAAAUUCUUGAGAAAUGCCAAACCCUCAUAAAUCAGGAAAGUUCCAACAACUUCAGUUGGUAAAGUACUGCAAUAUUCUGCAUUACUCAGAAUCCUUAUCUAACUAUAGGAUAAGAUUAGUGAAGUCUUAGUAGUCUGGAAAUCAGCAAAAAUCUUUGAGGGGUGAGUGCUUUUCAACUUACACAUUGCUGAUGGAAACUUCAUGAUUCCCUAAAACUAACCCAUAAAAACCCUAAAAGGUGAUGCUUCUGACACAUCCCCCCCAUCCAUCCACAGUCCAAUGCUGAUAACAAAGGAAUUAGAGAAUAGCCAUCCGAACUAAUAAGAGGUUUAUUUACUACCCUGACACUGCGGAAGCGGGGCCUGGAAUCCUGACACAGUCCUGUGAUCUGUGAAUUGGUGCUCUGACAGCUACCUCAUCAUUCAUUAAUCUUUGGUCUGUGGGAACAGGAGCCAGCCAUGAAGUCAGGGGUCACACACGUACCUCUCCUCCACUACUGGAGACAUGCUGAGAACCCAGGAAGAGGAAUAAAGCCUGAGGACUCCAAAGGGCCACUGCUGAGCCUUGCACAUAAAGCCCUGGAGGCAGGAAGAUGCAGAGACCCUCUCCCAACAUUCAAGCUGCUGGCAUUCUCACCACAGUUCCAAAUUGCUCUUUUUGAUCUGUCGGGGGGGGGGGCCAAACUCCAUAUAAAGGCAAAGGUUUCCUGGUUCCUGGGAGACAGCCUGAGCAGCAGGGAGCAGCAAGGAAGAAGCUGGUACCUAUGUCAUGCUUACUACCUGUUGUGUGGCUCCAGAGCCCUUGAGUUUCAUCCCAAGGACAACAUGCAGAUGUGGAAGCGUAUGUAAGGAGGGUGGGGGAUGGGGCAAGGCACAUGUAAAAGGUAUCUCCAAAAACCAUUCCCAUUUUACAAAGGAGGAAAAUGUAGCUCAGAGAGGUUAAGUGACUUGCCCAAGAUCACAUAGCUAACGAGUGGCCGGUCAGCCAGGACACUGGAAUCCAAAUAGUCUCAUCCCCUUUAGAGUUCUUUUCAUUCAAAGUCUUCCCUCUGCCAAGUUAGCCAAACAUGAUAAAUGAUAGUGUAGAGUUGGUCUGCCAUGGUGUAGAGUGGGCAGGAUCUUUAUAGAAAAUUAUGGACAUGAUGGAGGUAGUAACUUGGUUGUCUAGAUAGGUUUUGGUCCAGAUCUCGCAAAGCUGCCAGCACCUUAGCAAGGCAGAAACGUCCCUUUCCAGAGUGAUUACAAGUUGCUAUAUGAUGUAAGGUGCUCAAAUAAAUGUCUUACCAGUA
This is a messenger RNA of Ailuropoda melanoleuca (giant panda), 4513 nucleotides long. It is a transcript of the gene ABHD5, whose product is annotated as abhydrolase domain containing 5, lysophosphatidic acid acyltransferase. The record is from RefSeq and is a predicted model, not a curated record. Gene Ontology annotation, cellular component: mitochondrion; lipid droplet. The coding region runs from base 135 to 1337 and encodes 400 amino acids. Gene Ontology annotation, molecular function: lysophosphatidic acid acyltransferase activity; carboxylic ester hydrolase activity. The transcript has 9 exons. Lineage: Eukaryota; Metazoa; Chordata; Mammalia; Carnivora; Ursidae. Gene Ontology annotation, biological process: positive regulation of triglyceride catabolic process; phosphatidic acid biosynthetic process; lipid homeostasis.